Rhodotorula graminis WP1 is the source of this 447-nucleotide messenger RNA. RefSeq lists its product as uncharacterized. NCBI's taxonomy places the organism in Eukaryota, Fungi, Basidiomycota, Microbotryomycetes, Sporidiobolales, Sporidiobolaceae. The transcript is spliced from 6 exons. The record is from RefSeq and is a predicted model, not a curated record. The coding region runs from base 1 to 447 and encodes 148 amino acids.
AUGGCCCCGACCGCCGCGCCCGACCGCUCCCUCUCGCCCGCCUCGUCGUCGACCUCUCGCCGCACCCCUCAGCCCGUCGUCGCACCCAAGAAGGGCUCUGCCCCGCCGCCAAAGCCCCAGAACCUCUUCAAAAACGACGGCUCGUUCCUGUCCAAGUUCAAGAAGCAGCUCAGUCCGGAGGAGCAGGAGAAGCAGGACCGCGAGGCGGCCAUUGCUCGCAUUACCGACACCCUCGACCGCCCCCAUCGAAACCUCAAAAAGGCCCUCGACGAGCGCAUAAAGAACCGCGGCAAGCGACCGCUGCCCGCCGCCGCCGACGCCGCCAACCCUUCGAGCAAGAAGCCCAAAGCAGACGACGCCGAGCAGACGGCGUACCAGGCCGAGGUCAAGCGCCUCAGUGCGCGCGAACUCAGCGACGACCGCCUCGUAAAGCCGCUGCUCAAGUGA